UACUGUAAUGUCAGCAUCGUAAAUGUUUAAACAAAAGUGACAAAAUAUGAAGACACAAACGAUAAUCUGUACUACUGUACUGGAAUCCUUUAACAUAAUUCAUAUGGUUUACAUUAUUGAAGGUAACGCGCGCCGACUCCAGGAGGUCAGGACUCGGUCAGGUGCUGAUGUACAGGUUGACCCCAACCCAUCAUCCGUACCUGACAGGAAGACUGUCAUCAUCAAGGGUGACCUUAAACAGAUCGACCAUGCUGUCAGGCUCCUCAAUCAGAUGACUGGAUCGCAGGAAGAUGUUUUACAGCGAGCACAGGAGUUUUUGGUUAAAAUGGGUUGAGGCCGCCUUCCCUGACUUUGACUCACAGGCCUACUUCCUGCCUCCUGUCUACAUCAACCGCGUGCCCAUGACUAGCGAGACCAUUGCUGGUCAGGAUGUUCUUGUCCUUCAGAAACCAUCUGGACAGGCGGGUCAGUCCUGCAAAGUAUCGGUGAAUCCAUCUCCCGCUGCUAAAAGUUCCAUUCCUCAACCUACUUCAGUUCAGGACAGUGAUGUUAGAGAUGAUGCAGCCAUGCAGCGCAUUUUCCUUUGUCUGCAGAAAAUGUCUCAACAGAACAGUGAACUGUUUGUUGCAAUGAGUCAACUUCAGUUCGGGGAGUACCUGGGAGAACCUUGUUAUGCUGCUGCAGCAGCCCAGGUGCCCUUAGCUAGAAGUCUUCCCCCUUCUCUGCCGAAAAAUUGGGAAAAGGGCGACUUUGAUGUGCUUCUUAUUCACAGGGAGUACGGUUUUGUGGUCUGUGAGGUGAAGGCUGUUGGUGACAACGUAAGAGAGCUUUGUCUGUCACAGCAGGAUAUGGAAAACAACAUCCGAAAGAAACUAAAACAAGCCAUCGAUCAACUGGACAAGGCGGAGGCCAUGUUGUCUCACCUGGUGUCCGACAUCGCUCCCGGUCUGCGCAUCACCAAGACCAUCGCUGUCCCAAACCUCACGGCUCAUCAAGUAGAGCAGGCAAUCGCUGGUGACAAACAACUCACUCAGGACCUGUGUCGCUGCCUUGGAAAACACAAACAGAGAUGCCGCCGGCGCGGCUGGUCUUUGUUUGACUCUGAUCAGUUGUCUGACCCAAGACACGUGGGACGUCAGUAG
Pomacea canaliculata is the source of this 1142-nucleotide messenger RNA. RefSeq lists its product as uncharacterized. The transcript is spliced from 3 exons. Bases 291 to 1142 code for a protein of 283 amino acids. Lineage: Eukaryota; Metazoa; Mollusca; Gastropoda; Architaenioglossa; Ampullariidae. The record is from RefSeq and is a predicted model, not a curated record.